Messenger RNA from Argentina anserina (silverweed cinquefoil), 468 nucleotides. RefSeq lists its product as uncharacterized. Lineage: Eukaryota; Viridiplantae; Streptophyta; Magnoliopsida; Rosales; Rosaceae. The transcript has a single exon. The record is from RefSeq and is a predicted model, not a curated record. Bases 1 to 468 code for a protein of 155 amino acids.
AUGGAGAUGCAGCGUGUCGUUUUUGUGCUUGCUCUGGUUGCUUUACUAGCAUCAGCAGCUUGUGCACGUAUGGUGCCUGAUGAUCAACCCACUACUAGCUCUAAGGAGAAAACGGCCGUUCUGGAUGCUACAGCACCGAUGGCAGCUGCCCCGACUGGCGUUAGAGACAAGAAGUGCAUAGGUGCGGUUGGUGGAUUUUCCGGAAUGGGGGGCGUAGCUGGCGUCGGCGGUGUGAUGCCCCUUCUUGGUGGUGGGAUAGGAGGUGCGAUUGGCAAAUUUGGCGGAAUAGGUGGAGUUGGUGGUAUCGGACCUAUCGGUGGAGUAGGUGGGGUUGGCGGUCUCGGCGGAGCAGGAGGAGUUGGCGGUCUUGGUGGAGCUGGUGGGGGAGUUGGUGGUCUAGGCGGUCUUGGGGGUGCUGCUGGUGGAGGAGCCGGAGGAAUUGGGGGAAUUGGUGGCAUUCACCCAUGA